This is a messenger RNA of Colletotrichum destructivum, 854 nucleotides long. Its product is annotated as Putative sm-like protein Lsm6/SmF. The record is from RefSeq and is a predicted model, not a curated record. Gene Ontology annotation, molecular function: RNA binding. Bases 139 to 405 code for a protein of 88 amino acids. The transcript has 4 exons. NCBI's taxonomy places the organism in Eukaryota, Fungi, Ascomycota, Sordariomycetes, Glomerellales, Glomerellaceae. Gene Ontology annotation, cellular component: catalytic step 2 spliceosome; pICln-Sm protein complex; U1 snRNP. Gene Ontology annotation, biological process: mRNA splicing, via spliceosome; spliceosomal snRNP assembly.
UCAUUCCGGGACCCAGUAGAAACCCAAAGGAGAAGAGAGCCUCGCGAUCGCAGCCUCGACCAGCGCAAACUCCAUCUUCCUUCCCCCAAUCCACACCACACAUUACAUGGGCUGUUUCUCUCCCUCGAAUCGCCCACCAUGAGCUUCGUGCCCAUUAACCCGCGGCCUAUGCUGCAAGACCUCGUCAACCAGGACAUCGUCGUUAGACUCAAGUGGGGCGAGACCGAGUACAAGGGCAAGCUGGUCAGCAUUGACAGCUACAUGAACAUCCAACUCAGCGGCGCCGAGGAGUACAUCGACCAGAAGCUGACGGGAGCUCUCGGCCAAGUCCUGAUCCGGUGCAACAACGUCCUCUGGAUCCGCGGCGCGAAACAGGGCGAGAACGACGUCAAGAUGGAGGGUUGAGCCGCGACGGCCGAACAAACGAGCGGAAGCAUCAACGCAGCCUGGAUCUCUCUCGCAGACAGACACACGUGCACAACCACCCACCCAUACACACAUACAUACCCACCACUUGUACUAUGGUGAUCAGGAAAACGGGAAGAGGGCCGAGAGAAGGAUACGAUUUUCACGAUGACAUCUUGGGAGGAGGGGAGCAUGGACAACAAACCAACAAGUAUACACAAAGCAAAAGGACCGCAUAGAAAAAGAGCCCGGCGACGAUGGAUUCGCAGUUCCAGUUCCAGGUUGAAAUACCCAUCCAUCCAAACGCAUCCCCAGUUUGCGCUGCGGCCGGCAUCAAGGAAAAUCAUACGUGUCUCCCCUCUGCGGCAAACCAUAGAGAGAGAAAAAAAUAAGGCGCAACAUGUCGGGCGCUCUUCAGUGUCACCCAUCACUAUUUUUCUCCUUCCUUU